Messenger RNA from Dromiciops gliroides (monito del monte), 3512 nucleotides. RefSeq names its product aarF domain containing kinase 2 (gene ADCK2). NCBI's taxonomy places the organism in Eukaryota, Metazoa, Chordata, Mammalia, Microbiotheria, Microbiotheriidae. Gene Ontology annotation, cellular component: mitochondrion. The transcript is spliced from 9 exons. The record is from RefSeq and is a predicted model, not a curated record. Bases 285 to 2195 code for a protein of 636 amino acids.
CGUGGUUUGGUUUGUUUUCCCGGGGUCCUCAGGCUUUGGUCUCCGAGACAGCGGUGCUGGCCCUGGAGAGCCCGUGCUGGCCAUCCCAGAGCAGUGAGAGUCAGGGCAGGGCAGCUGCUCAGGGUCAGAGGGAUGCCAGCUCGCCCUUGGGGACCAAGGAGACGUGCAGCCGGGCAGGGAAAUUGAUCGGAUGGGGCAGGCUGUCAGCUGGGUGAAAUGUAACCAGCGUGGGAUGGUGAGGCCAUCGCCAACCAGGCCAGGGAGAUUCAUUCAAGAGGGUCAUCAUGAUCCCUUGGAGAUUCUCCAUCAGGACUUACCUGUCUCACCUAAGGCGCUUUGAAGUCAGGCAGAACCCUUGUUUGCUUAGAUGGAGAUACAGAGAGGUCAUCUACCAACCCAGUUCCAGAAUCUGCUGGCUUCUUUGGGGCACCCUACCCAAACUCGUUUUGACUUCAGGAGGAAUCGUUACGGUGUCCCCUGGAAGCCGGGGUCAGAGAAGUACAUCUAAGAGUACCCCUGAGGCAGUCAGGUUGGCAGGCAACAUUCCCAAAGCUGGGUUCGUGAAUUGCCUUUUACUGAACGUUGCCUUUGGCCUCCGAAUCUGGUUCCGGGCCUGUGUUCUGCUGGUGAAAUUCACCCCUCUUCUUCUGCUCUACCCUUUCACCUACCUGGUUCCCAACUUCUACACCCCCUGGUUGAAUUGGCUUCUGAUGGCUACGGAGUCCUCUGGUCCCACUUACAUCAAACUGGGCCAGUGGGCAAGCACAAGGCGGGAUCUUUUCUCCGAAGAGUUUUGCACCAAGUUCUCCCGGCUGCACGUUCAGGUGGCUCCCCACACGUGGGCUCACACUCAGCACUUGCUCCAAAAGGUCUUUGGGAACGAGUGGGGGCGAGCCCUUCACUUUGAGAGUCAGGAGCCAGUGGGCUCAGGCUGUGUGGCCCAAGUGUACAAAGCUUAUGUUGACACUGCCUUCCUUGACCAUGCCUGCUUCCAGAAACUUGUCGAGGCCUCCAGGGGGACCUCCUCUUUUGAAGCCUGGGAGGUGGCAGGGCUGGGGAGGCUCUUAGGGUAUUUUUGGAACGGGCAGAAGCUUAAAGAGACAUUGACAGAACAAGCUUUUACAGAUCUACUUCUCCCCAUGUCCUACCUGACCGCAUCAAAACGGGACACAUCCCUCACCCCAUCUGCUGACUGUCGGCAUGGGCCAAAACACCUCAUCCCAGCAGCUAUUAAAGUGCUACAUCCUGGGCUCCUUGCCCAAGUACAGGUGGACUUGGUACUGAUGAAGACAGGCAGUCGCAUCCUUGGGCUCAUCCCAGGAAUCAAGUGGCUCAGCUUGACAGAGAUAGUAGAAGAGUUUGAGAAGCUCAUGGUCCAACAGAUUGACUUGCGUUAUGAAGCCCGGAAUCUAGAGUGCUUCCAACACAAUUUCCUGGAUGUGAAUUUUGUCAGGUUCCCUACCCCUCUGCAGCCCUUUGUCACCAGAGAUGUUCUGGUGGAAACAUUUGAAGAGAGUGUGCCUGUGUCCUGUUAUCAGAAGUCAGAGAUUCCUACGAAGCUGAAGGGGAAGAUAGCGAAGCUGGGGAUAGACAUGCUUCUGAAGAUGGUAUUUGUUGACAAUUUUGUCCAUGCUGACCUACACCCUGGGAACAUCUUGGUCCAGGGUGCAGACUUUCCUAAGGAGAGUCAAGUGGGCCAGAGGAUGCUGGGGAACAUGUAUGACACCCUGAUGUCAGAAGUACGACCUACUUCUUCCCCACUGAGGCUGGUCCUGCUGGAUGCAGGUAUAGUGGCGGGGCUGCAGGUGGCCGACCUGGAGAAUUUCCGGGCAGUCUUCACAGCAGUGGCCAUGGGGCAGGGUGAAAGAGUGGCCGAGCUCAUCUUGCAUCAUUCGAGGGCCAAUGAGUGCCAGGAUGUGGAGAGAUUCAAAACCGAGAUGGCUGUGCUAGUGACCCAGGCCAGGAAGAACACCAUUACCCUUGAAAAGCUCCAAGUAUCAAACCUGCUCUCCAGUGUCUUUAAGCUGCUGAUGACCCAUAAGGUCAAGCUCGAGAGUAACUUCGCCUCGAUUGUCUUUGCCAUCAUGGUGUUAGAAGGGCUCGGCCGAUCACUGGAUCCCAAACUGGAUAUCUUGGAGGCAGCCAAACCCUUUCUUAUAAAAAACUCAACGUUUCCCCCCUGGCUGCAAUGGUGAAGGCAUAGGGCUUCACCAGCUAAAUGCCAACAUCACUCAUGAGGCUCUCGGGGUGACAGCCAGGGCGCCAUCUUUCUUUCAUUCUGGGUUGGUUCCAAGAAGGCCAACUGCUAGAUUCUGAGACAAAAGUACGUAGGGAGAGGAACGCAUCUCACAGAAGACCCUAAAUACUAGUGCUCUAUUAAGCAAUGCCAUACACACACACAUACACUUUCUGUCUGGCUAUCUGUCUCCUUCUGUUAGGCUUAAGGUCCAUGGCAGCUAGAUGGAAAAGUGAAUAGAGUCUAGACUUGGUCUCAGGAGGGAUGAGUUUGAAUCCUGUCUCAGAUUUGUGUGACCCUGUGCAAUUUACUUAUCCUCCCUCAGCCUCAGUUCCCUCAUCUGUAAAAUGGGGAUAAUAACGACCUACCUCACGGGGUGUUGGGAAGAUCAAAUGAGUCUGUAAAAUACACAGUGCCUGGCAACAUAAUAAACAAACAAAUAAAUGCUUUUGUGAUUAAGUUGGGUGGUACUAGGCAUUAUUUAGGAUAACAUUGUGUAUUAGGGUAGUACUGUUAUUAAGGUAUUCCUAUCUUCCAAUAAUCCCAUACUCAGCUCUUCAAGAAGAUAACAUAAGGGAAUGCAGAGAAGUUGAGGGGGAUGUUGAAGAUCCACCUUUGGCACCUACGAGAUUGUAAGCUCUAGGAGGGCAGGGCUGGUAUUACCUAAAUUUGCAUCACUUUAAUUGCAAUGACUACUUUUGGUCCCAGAGUAUGGAAUGUGAAAUAUACUUUACUUGUCUCUGGGUAGAGAGUUGGGAGAUUAUGGGAAUAGUAUUGCAUAUGUAGACAAAUGCUAUAUUUACUUAAUUUCUUUGUUAAAAGGAGAGUGUGUGAGUGUGUGUGUGUGUGUGUGUGUGUGUGAGAGAGAGAGAGAGAGAGAGAGAGAGAGAGAAGGAAUAGGGGCUUUGGGGUAUGACUGAUUCUGAUUUAAAAAGCAGAAGUCUAAAAAAAAAGCUUAAAAAAAUUGUAACCUUCCCACUACCUAGUAUGGUGCUUUCAGAGUAGCAGGGACUUCAUAAAGGAUUUGUUGAAUAGAAUUGAAUAGCUGGACCUGCUGGACAGUCAGAAAAUACCAUAUUGGUUCAGAUAUGGGCCACCCUCCAUCCUCCAUCUCUACCCCAACAUGGAGUUUGUACGAAACCCUGUCCUUAUAUGCUCCUUAAAAGAGAAUGAUUCAAGUGAUAAAGGUGAAAUAAACAGUGACAAGAAUACAUAAAACAGCUUUAUCUGAAUUAAAAGAAAUGUAAAAUUGAAUGUUCACAGUAAACAUUUUUAU